This is a messenger RNA of Mugil cephalus (flathead mullet), 2462 nucleotides long. RefSeq names its product calcium/calmodulin-dependent protein kinase IGb (gene camk1gb). Gene Ontology annotation, biological process: peptidyl-serine phosphorylation. The record is from RefSeq and is a predicted model, not a curated record. Lineage: Eukaryota; Metazoa; Chordata; Actinopteri; Mugiliformes; Mugilidae. Gene Ontology annotation, molecular function: ATP binding; calmodulin binding; calcium/calmodulin-dependent protein kinase activity. The coding region runs from base 224 to 1504 and encodes 426 amino acids. Gene Ontology annotation, cellular component: intracellular anatomical structure. The transcript is spliced from 13 exons.
CUGCAGCCUGACCUGAGUCUUAAGUCUCAAUGAGCACCUGUGAGACUGGCCGCCCCUCCCCUCGGCUGUCUCCGUGGACGUAAUCUCCGACCUGACAACAGGUAUUUGUGAAGUCCCAGACAAAGUAAUCCGUCCAGACCUCGGUGAGCUUUCAGCAGGAGAGUCAGAGCAGAGCUCCUACAGCGCAGAGUCUCUUGAAAUCCCUGUUGAAGCAUCUGCAGUCAUGGGUCGUCAAGAGGCCGACUACAUGUGGAAGAAGUCCACUGAAAACAUCCAGGAGAUUUUUGACAUCAUGGAAGAGUUGGGAUCAGGAGCGUUCUCAGAGGUUUACAUGGUGAAGGAGAAGAAGACGGGAAAGAUGUUCGCCAUGAAGUGUGUGAAGAAGAAACAGAAGAGGGACCUCAACCUGGAGAACGAGAUCGCUGUGUUGAGAAGAAUCAAACACGAGAACGUUGUAGGGAUGGAGGAUUUCUAUGAAAGCCGGACCCACUACUAUCUUAUCAUGCAGCUUGUUUCAGGCGGAGAGCUCUUUGACCGGAUACUGGACCGAGGGGUUUACUCAGAGAAGGAUGCCAGCAGUGUGAUUCAGCAGGUGCUGCAGGCCGUCAGCUUCCUGCACCAGAAUGGCGUCGUGCACCGUGACCUGAAGCCAGAGAACAUCCUCUACUACAGCCAGGAAGAAAACUCCAAGAUCAUGAUCAGUGACUUUGGCCUGUCCAAGAUGGCGGACAAUGGUAUCAUGUCGACAGCCUGCGGCACACCAGGAUAUGUAGCUCCGGAAGUUUUGGCACAGAAGCCCUACAGCAAGGCCGUAGACUGCUGGUCUAUAGGAGUUAUCACUUAUAUCUUACUCUGUGGAUAUCCUCCUUUCUAUGAAGAGAGUGAGACACGGUUAUUCUCCAAAAUCAUGAAGGCACAGUAUGAGUUUGACUCACCCUUCUGGGACGACAUAUCUGAAUCUGCUAAAGAUUUCAUACGUAACAUGAUGCAGAAGAAUCCCACCAUGCGUUACUCUACAGACCAAGCACUCAGACAUCCCUGGAUAAUCGGAAAGACGGCCCGGAGCCAGGACAUCUACUAUUCCGUCAGUGUUCAGAUCCAAAAGAACUUUGCCAAGUCCAAGUGGAAGCAAGCCUUCAAUGCCACUGUAGCCAUCAACCACAUGAAGAAGCUGCAGCUGGCCCACUCAGAGGUGGCCAUGAGGAAGACCAGUGUCCCAGACAUCAAAGUGAUUGACGUGUCGUCCCCACCUAAAAACAGCAAUCAUCUUGACCCAGACAAGGCCGAGCCCAUGGUGACCCUGCCCCUCCCCACCAACCACGUUGACCUGAAGAGCCACUACCACGCACUGAAGGCCAGUCAGAGCCAGGGUGAUUCCCACCACGCGCCCACUAUAGCUGAGCAAGGAAAGCAUGUCUAUCACUCAGAGCCUGCCAACCUGAACGGGUAUGGCAAAAAUCGCAAUGGCAAGACUUUACAGACUGGAGUUUGCUCAGUGAUGUGAAGGCUGCGCGAAGGCUACAUGGAAACAAGAAUUUUACUUGGUCAGUGUUGCUGUUUGGACUCAGCGUUCAGCUGCUUAUUUCUGCGGCUGCCCGAGACCGAGAAUAGGAAGCGGUUGACCCGAUCGGUCUGGGACAUCGACAGAGUGCCCAAUAUUUGAUUUUGGAACGAGUGCCUAUGAAACUUCCCGACUGAAGCAACACAAAUAAACCCUCUCACACUGAGGUGCACAGUCACAGUCAGACACACAGUCAGAAGCUGGAGCUUGUAAACAGUAUUGGGGGGAUUGGGAUAUGAAGGCAUAUGAUGGGCUCACCUAAUGUCAUUUAUGGUGAAGCAGUCCCUGAUUCCUGAUGUCAUGAAAGCUUCAAUUGAAAGCACGUAGCGUUAUUGGGAUAAUCACAUGUUAUAUAUAUAUAAAGACACACAAUUAAAUAAGACGAAUUGUUGUACUUUAUCAUGUGUAAAACAGUAUCAUAGUACAGUAACAAGUACAGUUAAAUAUAUGAACAUGCUUAAUACUUCUAAUAAGCCAUGUUAAUAUGAUUUGCUCUUGUGAAGUGAUCUCCCAUUUUUGUCACUCAUAUUAAUUGUUGUUUUAUUUUUUAUAAAAUAUUUGCUUGCUUUUUUUAAAUAAAGUUAAAUAAAUAAUAAUAAAAAAAGAAUAAAAAGCUUUAAAAAACCAUACAUGUUCAAAUAAAUACAUCAGUAACAGUGUAAAUGCCACAAGUAUGACCAGGACCUGCCAACCGUAGCUCUCACAUGCUGCUAGAGUCUGAAAUGUCAUUUACAUAAUAGAUGUUGCUGCUCUUACUGUAAGUUGUUCCCUGUGGACAGUCCGCUUGGUGUCUCUCCAGCUGUGUGUGUUUGUAUUAAUGCAUUCUACAGAUAUUGAACCUAUGUAUGUAUUAAACUGGGAUUCAUGUACGCUCAGAAAUAAAGCCUGUAUCAAAUUUGCA